Molecule: messenger RNA, 1290 nt
Organism: Paecilomyces variotii
Lineage: Eukaryota; Fungi; Ascomycota; Eurotiomycetes; Eurotiales; Thermoascaceae
Product: putative translation initiation factor eIF-6
Exons: 5
Coding region: 406-1149 (247 amino acids)
Biological process (GO): maturation of LSU-rRNA; ribosomal subunit export from nucleus; maturation of 5.8S rRNA
Cellular component (GO): nucleolus; preribosome, large subunit precursor; cytosol
Molecular function (GO): ribosomal large subunit binding
Source: RefSeq, a predicted model, not a curated record
UCUGACUCAGAUCCGGUCUAGCGUCCCCCACCCGAACGAAGAAAAGAAACAAAGCGGGGACAAAAGCAAAAAAAUCGGGAGAAUUAAAUUAAUACCAGAUAUUCUUAGUGAUAUAUAUCCAGAAGACUUCUUCUUGUGAGAGACAGCCCGUGUUUGCUGCUGAGAUACUUAAUACUCAAACGGCACUUUUUUUUUCUUUUUUCUUUUUUCGGGACGAAUCGAAUCGGUCGCUUCCCGACGUCACUGCCCCUCUUUGACGAACCUCUGUGAAAGAACUUCAUAUCUUUUUCUUACGUUCUUAUUCAUCUCCCCUCGGGCCUUCGACGAUCUUGUUCAUCUCUCCUUCUUUUCCCCUAUAAUAAUUCCGUCGUUUAUCGAAACUCGAGCCCAGGACGAAUAGCAAUCAUGGCUGUGCGUGCGCAAUUCGAGAAUUCCAACGAGGUCGGUGUCUUUGCGACUCUCACCAACUCAUACGCCCUCGUGGCCAUCGGUGCGUCGGAGAACUUUUACAGUGUUUUCGAGGCCGAACUCCAGGAUGUCAUUCCUAUCUGCCAUGCCACCAUCGCCGGUACCCGCAUUGUCGGUCGGUUAACUGCUGGAAACCGCAAAGGUCUUCUCGUCCCAACCUCCACCACAGACCAGGAACUGCAGCAUCUGCGAAAUUCACUACCAGAUUCAGUCAAAAUACAACGGAUAGAAGAGCGUCUAUCAGCGCUCGGGAACGUCAUUUGCUGCAACGAUCACGUCGCGCUCGUGCAUCCUGAUCUGGAGAGGGAGACGGAGGAAAUUAUUGCCGAUGUACUUGGUGUCGAAGUUUUCCGUCAGACUAUCGCCGACAACGUCCUGACGGGUUCAUACAUGGCCCUUUCAAACCAGGGUGGUAUCGUCCAUCCCAAGACCUCCAUUCGUGACCAAGACGAGCUCUCUUCGCUUCUGCAGGUUCCCCUCGUUGCUGGUAGUGUCAACCGCGGAAGCCCCGUUGUCGGUGCCGGUAUGGUGGUGAACGACUGGCUGGCUGUUACUGGACUCGAUACGACUGCCACUGAGCUGAGCGUCGUCGAAAGUGUCUUCCGCCUGGGUGAGAUGGAGGCGAAGGGUCUGGGCAUGGGCAAUGUCAACAAGGAAAGUCUGGUUGAGAGUUUCUACUAAAAAAAGAAAGCAAGGGAACCCUUCUGGAUUCCAAUGUACUCAACUCUCCUUUGGGCGUAGCGGAUCUCGUUUCUCGCAUGCCAGAUCGGAUGAUGAUGACGAUGACGAUGAAUGUUCUAAAAAGACGGCUCGGGAACUUCA